CUUAGGCUAACCAACCAUCGCUCAUCUUUGGAACCCCUCCACCCAUCUGAACCUCCCCAACCAACCCCGCUUCGCCAGUCUCUGCGACUCUGUGACCAUGGCCUACUACGACGGGCGCCAGUAUUCUUCCCGCCCUCCUGCUGGCUAUAACCCCGACUACUAUCCCCCCCCAUCUCGCCAUCAAACCGACGUCGUGCGUCAUCAUCGAGAUGGCAGUGUCGAGUCCUUCGAGGCUGUUCAUCGCGACUAUCCCCCCGCCGAUUAUGGCUACGAGUACGGCUACGGGAUUCCCCCGCAAGGAAAACCCACCCGCGCGUCCACCGUCCACGAAAGUGUGCGACGCUCCCACUCUGUGAAUCCCCGCGACCCUUAUUACGACGACGGCUCGGACUACUAUCGGCCCUCACAUCGCCGCUCUAGACGCCAUGACGACCGACAUGACCGGGGAAGAUACUCCCGAUCCCCCUCCGACAGUCGUUCUCCCCCACCGCGCCGACGAAAGUCCAUCUCCGAGCAAGCCCUGGGAGCGCUCGGGUUAGGAUCCCUUGCUUCGUCGGGCUCGAGACAUCGGGAGCGCGGCCGCUCGCAGGCCCGCGAUCGCAAAUCCUACUCCUAUUCGCCGUCUCCGACUCGCUCGCGGAGUCGCCAUCGGCGCGAGAAGAGCGAGCAACGUAUCGCACAGGCGAUGCGGGCCGCUCUGACCGCCGGAGCCAUCGAGGCAUUCCGCGUCCGCAAGGACCCUGGGGAGUGGACCGGUGCCAAGGGGAAGCGGAUCUUGACCGCUGCCAUCGCGGCCGGGGGCACGGAUGGACUGGUGGACCGCGAUCCCAAGAAGCACUCGAAGCGUCAUGUCGUUGAAUCGACCCUGGCCGGACUCGCCGCGAACCAUUUUCUGAACGGGCCGCGAUCCCGCUCCCGAUCCCGCGGCCGGCACCAUGGCCGUUCCCAGAGCAACGGUGGCGUGAAGAAUCUUGCGGCCACAGGCGCCUUGGCUGCGAUCGGCAAGGAAGCAUACGAUCGGUUCCGCUCCAGGUCCCGUCCCCGGGACCGGAGUCGGGGCCGGUCUCUCUCGCAGGACAGCUACGAUGACCGUCGCCCGAGGCCGCGGAGCAAGAGCGUUUCGGACUACAUCCACAAGGGGAUGGAGGCGCUGGGCCUGAGCGAGAAGGACCACCGCCGGGACAGCCGGGACCGAGACGGCCGCCACUCGUCCCGCCGCGAUGAUUACCCCGACGACUAUAGCGACUAUGAGUAUCGCCGUCACCGAAGCCCACGGCGCGCCCGGCAUUCUAGAGAUGUGAGUCGACCAAUUGUUCACGCCGACGAAGCUGGCUAUAGCCGUACCCGUGCCCCGGACGAGCCCCGCUCCAACAGCACCGAGGAUUGUGACUCUGACUUAGGCAGCAGUACCGAUGAGGAGAAGCGCCAGAAGAAACUAACGCGCAAGACGCUGGUCAAGACCGGCCUGGCGACCGUGGCCACCAUCCACGCCGCCCAUGAGCUCUACGAAAACAUGGAAAAACACAAGAAACGAGCCGAGCAGCUCCGCGAGGGCGAGAUCACCCCGGAGGAGGCCCGCCGCCGCCGCCUGAAGGCCAACCUCGGCGAUGUCGCCAGCGUGGGCAUCGCCGCCUGGGGCAUCAAAGGCGCCGCCGAAGAAUGGAAACACGCGGCCGAGCUCCGCAAGGAGCGCCACAAGUUGCGGGAGGAGUGCGACCAGAAGCGCGAACGCCGCCACCAGCGCGCGCAGAGCCACGCGGGCUAUGACCAUCACCGCCAACCGCGGACCGUCUACCCCGAUGAGAUCGAGGAGCACCACCCGUCCGAGUAUGGGUCCACCCCGAGCCUUCGGUCCCGGUCGGCCGGACGGUCGGGCCGAGUGCCCAUGGCGCAGUAUGCUUGAUUGAUUGCUCCUGUUUGGGAUGGGAGGGAGACUUGAGGCAAUCCAGGUCGGUCAAAUGUCCCUGUUGGGUGGCUGGAGUGUGUAGGAUGUGUGGGGUGCGAUGAUAUGAUGAUGAUCUUAUGACUUGAUGAUAUUUUCGAGACGUGUCUGUCUUGAUUUGAUGUAUUUUACUUGUCUUCCGGGUGCUUUGGUUUCGUGGCUUUGGUUUGUGUUGCGUGCGGCUCUACUGAUGAUGGACUGAUGAUGGACUGAUGAUGGAACGCCGGGGCAAUCUGCUCUGUUAUUGAUGAUUGUUUUAUACUCGGGAUAUUCAUAACAUUACCGGAAUUGGCUCGGUACUUCUCGACUGGCCGAUCUACAGUAGGCACAUACGUUCU
Aspergillus uvarum CBS 121591 is the source of this 2280-nucleotide messenger RNA. RefSeq lists its product as uncharacterized. NCBI's taxonomy places the organism in Eukaryota, Fungi, Ascomycota, Eurotiomycetes, Eurotiales, Aspergillaceae. The coding region runs from base 98 to 1903 and encodes 601 amino acids. The record is from RefSeq and is a predicted model, not a curated record. The transcript is spliced from 2 exons.